AAGAAUAAUUUUUGGAACCCUAGUUGUCCGUAUAUCCUUAUAUUGAUUUUUUUUUUACUAAUGCCAAUUUAUUUUAUUUAGAUUUUUGUCAUUAUUUUCGUUUCCUUUGUUUUGACAUACAUUCCCUCUCUCCAUGCCUCUUCCAUGCUCACAGGCCAUGCAGCCAGUUUACUAUGUUACAUAGUUACAAGAUUAUUAAUAUCUACUCUUACAUCACAAGUGGGAGGGAAGCGGCUGGUACAUUCGGGCACUUUAGACCAGGAUACUUGUCAUAUUUUGUGAUGGCAACAACAACAACAAAGCCAGGGGUAAGCAAUAAUAGUUAAUAACAGUUAAUAAUAGUUAAUGUUCCCAUUGGGACUUGACAUUACCAUGACAUCAAUGAAUGUUUACCAAGGUACAUUUAAAGGGUUUGACGAUACAUCUGAGGGGCAACCUUGAAUUAAUCUGAGAUAUGACAGAGCACAGAGGACAUUUUGAUCUUGUAUCCUUAAUUUGAAACACAGAGUUGAGUUUUUCUUGCCCAUGUGGCGAGGUGUACAAAGGCAGGCUGGAGGUCAGAGUGACCAAGAGCUGCCAUGCUACACUCUUGUCCACACGUGCUGCAUAGGUAGGCUUACAUGCCUGUGAAUUUUGAAGAAUGCAAAAGGAGAGGGCUGUAAAUAUCUGACCUUUGAGAGGGCAGAAAGUGUCCACCAAAACAAGUCAAUAAUAAUAAUAAUAAUAAUAAUAAUAAGGUUUCAUUGUUUUUGGUGAAGAUGUUAAAACACAAGCAUUGUAAGAAAGAAAAAGCUCACUUUUCUAAAAAAAAACAACCCAAUGCGAUCUCAAAAUCUGAUUUGGGGCUAAAUGACACAGAAAUACAGACAAAGUGGGCUGAAUCAGGAUACUUUAUAAAGAAAAGUAUGCCAACUCUCUUUUCCCUCGAUAUAUUUGUCCCUCUAGUGUUUCCAGGCCAUCGAUCCGUCCAACCCCGCACUGACCUCUGACAGGAAAGUGAUAUAGGAGAAAGGGGAAAUUGCCAUUUAAAGAGACCUCUGGAUAUCGAACGGCCUGCGUCAUGGCAGCCAUUGAUCUGGAGCGUGGGCUGGAGCAUGGCGGCCGUGGCUGGGGGCAGGAGAGGCCGGAGCUGAUGGACAAUUUUGACUCAGAGAUGCAAGAGUGGGAGGACCAGCUGCAGGACAUCCAGAGAAAAAUCGAAGAGUUGUACAGUGAAGUCCAGGCCCGCAGAGGAGCGAACGAUAUCACUACUGACAACCAGAAAAAUGAUGGAGAAUUGGAGUGCGGCCUCGGGCACCAUGGCAAUGGUCUUUUUGCGCCCGGCCAUCACAGCAAGAAUCACCCCGGAGCUAUUACUGUGCCACAUCACUAUAGUAACGGCUGUAACUAUAGCCCCAAUGGGUACAGCUACCCUGUGAGUCAUCAAAAUGGCUACGAUUACUGCCACGCCAACUCGGAGAUCGGGGACUUGUUGCAGGAUUAUUUGGGGCAGGGGAAGCAAAUGAGCCGGAAGAACAACGGAGCUCGCCACGUGCGCUUCAGCGACACAAUCAAGGUGAGCCCGGGAACGGAGAUCAGAAAAAGUUCUGGAAAUGAAAGGCUUGGACAAGAGCAGUUUUUGGGCAGCUUUGAAGAGACUGAAAACAGGAAGAACCAAGUGUCUCACAUGAAGAGCUCCCCUCGCAGAGAGAGUUCCCCCAACAAAGAAAACACAGGAGCCAAGCCCCCUCUUGGACAAAGGGAUGCUCCUGCUGUACAGCCACGCUCACAGCUCCCACUCACAACAGCUGAAUCUCCUGCUCUGGACAGGAAGUCCUUUGCACCUGGCAUCCUGGGAGACAGGAAGUGCGGCAGCCCCUCUGUUCUGAGGAAGUUUGGGGCCAUGCUUCAGGAAAACGAGGGGAAAACGCUCACCGAAUCAGGGGUGGUGACCCAGCAGGGACUGGCUCCCGAGCCAAAGUGCCCCACCCCUGGCUGUCAGCGCAGAGCUCUGGGAGCCCCUGUAGUCGCCGGCAGGGCGCCCGUGCGUGUGCCUACCCAGAAAUGCCAAGCAGAUUCCGACGUGAUGAUAGCAGAGUUAGAGCCCAGCCAAGAAAGGGGGUUAGUAUCAGACUCUGGUAGACAGAACCACAAGGAUCAAAGAGGAGGCUACAGUGGACAGCAGUCUCCGAGGAGAUCACAUGUGGGGGGAAGCCCAAAGAUUAGACCCAGGGCUAACAGUGGGGAGAGAGCAAGGAAGCCUGCACCCCAACAUGUGGAGCCCAAAAUGGACUACAGGAGCUCAAGUGCUUCUUCCGGAGCUCAGAAGAUCCAGAGGGGUGGGUUGGUGGGACAGGAGUUGCCAGGUUGUGGCGCAGUGAGGGAUGAAGGACUUAUUGAGUUGCUGAACAUGCUGGAGAUCCAACACGAGUACAGCUCCAGUCCCAAAGCAGGACAUACAGCUUACAGACAGGAUCCACAGCAGGUGAACCAAGCCCAUUUGUCUCCAGCAAAUCCCAGGAAGAGCUUCUCUCGUCCUGCACGGCCGGCAAACCAGAGACCUCCUUCCAGGUGGGCUGGCCGCACCCCUACUGCCAUCAUCACCGCCCCAUCAGGCCCAAUGUACCGUCCCCCAAGCCCGCUAACUCGCCCUCGUAGCCCCAUGACCAGAACCCCAAGUCCCGCCCUGAAACACCGGCCUCACGUGUCCUAUUCUCUUCAGACUGAGACCGUCAUCAUGUGAUACCUUUCCAUUUCAAUAAAGCUUGAUCCCUUCCUCCAGGGAAACCCUCUCUCUGUGUAAAUAGUAAGGACUUUUCUGUGAAACAAAGUGCUUUAAGAGAGUUAAAGAAAUGCUUAAUUUCAUCUGGGUGUCAAGAUAAAAAACAAACAUCCACAACAUUCUCCAGUGUUGCUGUGGCUUUUUGCUUCUUCUGUGCUGAAACCUUUGCCAACACAUCCACAUAUUGCUUAGUUGCCCCCUUAUCCUUUUUUGUAUUGAAUUUCAGGUGUUUUCUGUAUAAUGAGAUUUUGCAUGCAGCCCUAGUUUGAGGGUGCAUGCUCAUGUGUUGAAUUCCCAUGGUGGGCAGGU
Centropristis striata (black sea bass) is the source of this 3070-nucleotide messenger RNA. RefSeq lists its product as uncharacterized. Bases 1061 to 2722 code for a protein of 553 amino acids. The transcript is spliced from 5 exons. The record is from RefSeq and is a predicted model, not a curated record. NCBI's taxonomy places the organism in Eukaryota, Metazoa, Chordata, Actinopteri, Perciformes, Serranidae.